CGGAUACCAUCGGAUGGAGUCUGCGGAUCGCAACUCCCUCUACAGUUUUUGGGCCGCGUUGACCGACAUUGCACGUCUCGAGCACGCGUACGGCAGUAUAACAUCGCUCGGACCUGCGCUACAACUCUGGUUGCGUAUACCUUCAUUCAGCUCGCUUCCGCCACUUUCCCGGAACAGUCAGCAAUUAGCAACAGCGAACUGCCAUCAUGUCUAAGGCCAUUGUCAACACCCAUCCAUACCCUUUCCAAUUCGAAGACCCAGUCUCUGUAGGCAAGCAGGGCAAGUCGGAUCUCGGACGAGAUGUGACGCUCAAUCUCCCCAAUGUGCGCGGCCGCAUCCCUUCGAUCCAGGCAUCGCGGCUGCGGACAAUGAUGCUCGAGGCCCAUCGUGACCCCACCAAGAUCCUUGCGCAUUGCUGCUCUAUGGACGGUCUUUCGUCACGUUUGGUAGAGGAGGCAGGCUUCCCUAUGGUAUUUCUUGCGGGUUAUCCUUGCGCGAGCAGUUACGGCCUCCCAGACACUGGUUAUAUUGCAAUGCAGGAGAUGUGCGACAAGAUCCAGGAGUCGGUUCGGCAGGUCAGCGUGCCGGUCAUGGCUGAUGGGGACACCGGCUACGGCAGCCCAAUGAACGUCAAGCGGACAGUGGAGUGCUAUGCACUAGCAGGUGCCGCAGGCAUCAUGAUCGAGGACCAGACCUGGCCCAAACGAUGCGGCCAUACGAAAGGUAAAGCUGUUGUCAGUCGUGGGGAAGCAUACGCACGAAUCCAAGCCGCAGUAGAUGCCCGCAACGAAGGUCUGGACAUCUUCGUCCUUGCCCGUACCGACAGCCUCAUUCUUGGCUGGGACGAAGCAAUGACCCGCGCCAAGGAGUUCCGGCGCAUCGGCGUCGAUGCGGUCUUCGUAGAAGCCUUGCCCGACCGGGACUCGAUGAAGAGAGCCGUACAAGAGAUCGGUAUCCCGACGUUCGCCAACAUCAUCGAAGGCGGCUUGACCCAGAACCUGUCUGCCAAAGAACUGGCUGAGCUCGGGAUGUGCGCUGUCGCUUACCCGUGGCGCUUGGUGGCUGCCAAGUUGAAGGCAAUGCGUGAAGCGCUCGAGUCACUGAAAGAAAGUAUGACGGUAGGCGCACCGCCCGAGAUCCUAAGCUACUCGGAAGUGUGUGAAGGUGUUGGCUUUAACAAGUAUUGGGAGCGGGAAGAGAGGUAUAAGUACAACGAAGUGGGUCUGGUCAACCAAAUGACUGGGGGUGUUGUCAAUGGUGUCAAUGGCGCUAAUGGCAGCCAUUAAGUGUGCAAUAAGGCAAGGCAUGGCGAAGUGUUGGUCAGGGGAGUGCGCCCCGUAUCUGGUCGUUUUGACACC
Molecule: messenger RNA, 1358 nt
Organism: Baudoinia panamericana UAMH 10762
Lineage: Eukaryota; Fungi; Ascomycota; Dothideomycetes; Mycosphaerellales; Teratosphaeriaceae
Exons: 3
Coding region: 207-1286 (359 amino acids)
Molecular function (GO): catalytic activity
Source: RefSeq, a predicted model, not a curated record